CUCACAUUCUGCCCUGCCAUGUCCUGCUCUCAAGAGGCACAAGUCAUCUCCCCCAGCAAACGGGCCCGGCCUGCGGAGGAGGGCGGCAUGCGGCUCCGCUCUGUCCGGCUUUCGGAGCAUGCCACCGCUCCGACCAGGGGGUCCGAGCGUGCCGCGGGCUAUGACCUAUACAGUGCCUAUGAUUACACAGUACCACCUAUGGAGAAAGCCCUUGUGAAAACAGACAUUCAGAUAGCUCUUCCUUCUGGGUGCUAUGGGAGAGUAGCUCCACGUUCUGGCUUGGCUGCAAAACACUUCAUAGAUGUAGGAGCUGGUGUCACAGAUGAAGAUUAUAGAGGAAAUGUUGGUGUUGUACUGUUUAAUUUUGGCAAAGAAAUUGAAGUCAAAAAGGGUGAUCGAAUUGCACAGCUCAUUUGUGAACGGAUAUUUCACCCAGAAAUAGAGGAAGUUCAAGUUUUAGAUGACACUGAAAGGGGUUCAGGAGGUUUUGGUUCCACUGGAAAUAAUUAAAAUUUAUGCCAAGAACAGAAAAUGAGAAAAUAUACUUUUUCCUUGAAAAUAAAGACUUUGCUUAAA
Molecule: messenger RNA, 576 nt
Organism: Balaenoptera acutorostrata (minke whale)
Lineage: Eukaryota; Metazoa; Chordata; Mammalia; Artiodactyla; Balaenopteridae
Product: deoxyuridine 5'-triphosphate nucleotidohydrolase, mitochondrial-like
Biological process (GO): dUTP catabolic process; dUMP biosynthetic process
Molecular function (GO): dUTP diphosphatase activity; magnesium ion binding
Source: RefSeq, a predicted model, not a curated record